Messenger RNA from Seminavis robusta, 357 nucleotides. The record is from the annotation of a GenBank genome assembly. Lineage: Eukaryota; Bacillariophyta; Bacillariophyceae; Naviculales; Naviculaceae.
AUGGCGACCACCACCGCAACACCAGCACAGCAGCCCCUGCUGUCCCAAGCAGCAGUGGUUCAGAAAUACCGCCAAUUGACUCAAGAAUGCCAACAGCUCAUGAGCAAGGUGGCCGAGUUGGAACAGGAACGCAAUGAACACAAGCUCGUGGAAGAGACCCUCACGCCCUUGGAUCCAGAUCGAAGAGCCUACCGACUCGUAGGUGAAGUGCUGGUGGAACGCACGGUCAAGGAAGUCUUGCCGUCCGUGAAAGAGAAUCGAGAGAAUUUGGAAAAGACCAUUACAACAUUGCGUGAACGAUUGACAGAACGGCAGAGACAGACCGCAGAAUUCAAAGCUGAAUAUAAGCUGCAAUAA